Messenger RNA from Python bivittatus (Burmese python), 1843 nucleotides. The record is from RefSeq and is a predicted model, not a curated record. Lineage: Eukaryota; Metazoa; Chordata; Lepidosauria; Squamata; Pythonidae.
AUGGGCGGACGCGUUCUCAGCGGGCGGAACCGCUUGCAGCCCGCGGGCUCAAAAAGCCGCUGCAUCCUGCGAUUUAAAGGAGGGCUCCACGUGAGAUCAAAUCCAGCUUUAAUUAUCAACAGCGAACACCUGAUCAAGGCCAUGGCGGACAGACUGGCCGGGGACGGAUGGAAGAAACUCGGCUACGAGUACAUCACGCUGGAUGACUGCUGGGCAGCCGGAAAGCGGGACGCCCGAGGGAAACUCCAGGCAGAUCCCCGGCGGUUUCCCAGUGGGAUUAAAAUCCUGGCUGAUUAUGUUCAUUCCAAAGGCUUGAAAUUUGGCAUCUACAGUGACUUGGGCAACGCCACCUGUGCAGGUUAUCCUGGGACGACGCUGGAUGCUGUUGAGACGGACGCAAAAACCUUUGCGGAGUGGGGGGUCGACAUGCUGAAGCUGGACGGCUGCUUCUCCAACUCCUCCCUCAAGGCGAUAGGCUACCCCAAAAUGAGCAGAGCGCUGAACAAAACUGGACGGCCAAUCGCCUUCUCUUGCAGUUGGCCGGCUUACGAAGGGGGUCUUCCACCAAAGGUGAAUUACACUUUACUGGGCCAAAUAUGCAACUUGUGGAGAAAUUAUGCUGAUAUUGAAGAUACUUGGGACAGCCUCUUCCACAUCAUUGAAUGGUACGGAGAUCAUCAAGACAUCCUGCAGCCUGCUUCAGGGCCAGGAAGGUGGAAUGACCCUGACAUGGUGAUCGUCAGUGACUUUGGCCUGAGUCACGAACAGUCGAAGGUGCAGGCGGCGCUGUGGGCGAUCCUGGCAGCCCCCUUCUUCAUCUCCUGCAACCUGAGGAACAUCUCGCAUGAGGCCAAGGACAUGUUGCAGAAUCCGCUCCUGAUCUACAUAAACCAGGAUCUGAGGGGAAUUCAAGGCAGACUGGUGGCCAGGAAGCAGAACUUUGAAGUGUGGAAGAGGCCCCUUGUCCACGGCCAGUAUGCCAUCGCUGUUCUGAACAACAGCACUGAUGGGGCCCCACAGUCAUUUGCCACAACGCUGAGGCUUCUGGGUAUCUCAGACUGCAAAGCAGGCUAUAGGAUCUACAACGUGCUAGACAAGCUGUCCUUGGGAGCGUAUGCGCUCAAUGACACCCUCGGUUCUAAGGUUACUCCCACUGGUGUGGUCCUGCUCUUCCUUUACCCGCUGUGCUAAUCCUGCUGUUGUGGAGGGCCAGGGAACCCAGAGCUGCGUUCGAGGAACUGGACCGGCUGCUUCCUCCUUGCAGUGAAGCUUAAGCCCCAAAUCUCUUCCCCUCCCGAAAUUCUCUCUGAAAAGGCCACUUUCAGCUUUCGCUCUGAGACUCGGAGAGUCCACCUCUCCAGGGAGGCAGUCAGUAGAGCCAGCAAAAGAGUCUGAACAGAAGCAAAGUUGGACAAGAAGCGUCAGAGUCUGAGGCGACGUUCUGCGAGCACAAGGAGCUGUUUGUUCUGGCACCUGCGUGAUGCUUUUAAGCCCAAUUCCCACCGAAAGGCUCUUGAAUACGUGGCCCCCUCCUGGACGGGCGUUCCAUGGCUGAGGGGCGGCUGUGGCCGCCCGCUGGCUACUUUCCCACGGAGACGGGGCUGGAGACCAACACCUUGGUCUGGGAAGAUGCGGCUGCUUUGAGGGAAGCCGAAACGGAGGAGCUUUUAUGCGGUUGAUCUGGAUCGUUUUAAGAUUGCUUUAAGAUUGUAUCUGGAUUAUAUUAAUCUAUUCUGAAUCCCAAUGGGGUAUGUGUGUGUUAUUUUUUAAUGUUUUCAUUUUUAGAAUAUAUCUCCCAUUUAAGUGGAGGAAUGUCACAGUAAUAAAUAACCUUGAAAAUCUU